ACAGUAAUGUAAUGUUAAGGACUCCCAGUCAGCUCGCCAACACAGCACACUGAGAUUUGAGUUUCUAUUGCGCUCACCGACCACGCGCUGUUCCCGCCGCAUCUCUAGAGCGCGCAACCAAUGGUUCAUCAGGGAAAGACGGCGUAAGAUCCGAGUUAAGUUACAAAUACCACCAUGAAGAGUCUGCAUUUUGUCCAAAGAUCAGUCUAAGGACAAUGGCCCCCAGCUGAGAGCAGUGACGGGAUUAGACUGAGAUGGAGUUAGACACCUCUGCUGCACUGGACAUUUGGGGCAACAGCUCCAUUCCUGAUUUUCUCCUCAGUGAGAAAAUUAGCAAUGAUACCUGCAUCUUCAACACUUCAAAUUGCACCAAUGGGACAGAUACCGGGACCCGACCAGGAACGAGCAUGGCUGGAAUCCUUAUUCCUCUCAUUUACAUUGUUGUCUGCAUCGUUGGCUUGGGAGGAAACUCUUUGGUCAUCCACAUUGUCCUACACUACUCCAAGAUGGAGUCAGUGACUAACAUCUACAUCCUGAAUCUUGCUAUAGCGGAUGAGCUUUUCAUGUUGGGCCUUCCAUUUCUGGCUGUGCAGAAUGCCAUGCACUCCUGGCCCUUCGGCUCCUUUACAUGCAGACUGGUAAUGACUGUAGAUGGAAUUAACCAGUUCACCAGCAUUUUCUGCCUAACCGUGAUGAGCAUUGAUCGAUACCUGGCUGUGGUUCACCCUAUUCGAUCUUCUAAGUGGAGGCGACCACAAGUGGCCAAGGCGGUGAAUGGGACAAUCUGGGCAGUCUCCUUUUUGGUAGUCUUGCCAGUGGUGAUUUUUGCUAACGUGCAACGAGAGGGAGGAAUCUGCAACAUCAUAUGGCCAGAGCCAGCCAGAAUCUGGGGAGCAGCAUUUAUCAUCUACACUUCCACUGUUGGGUUUUUCUUUCCCCUGUUAGUCAUCUGCAUGUGCUACCUCUUCAUUGUGAUCAAGAUUCGGAGCUCAGGAAAGAAAGUUCAUGCCACUUCAACCAAACGGCGCAAGUCAGAACGAAAGGUCACGCGAAUGGUGGUGAUAGUGGUGGCAGUGUUUGUUUUUUGUUGGAUGCCAUUUUACGCCCUCAAUAUCAUAAACCUGGUCGAGUCACUGCGUGAUGAGCCACAGGGUCUGCACCUUUUUGUAGUGGUUUUGUCUUACGCUAACAGCUGUGCCAACCCUAUAGUUUAUGGCUUCCUCUCGGACAACUUCAAGCAAGGUUUCCGGAAGGCUCUGUGUCGCUCCUCUCGGAGGGUGGAGAACCAUGGGCCCACAGAGAAGCAGCAUCAGGAGGAAAGAAGAAGGGUGCUAAUGCCUAGGGAGAGCCUUAGAAGAGUAGUGAGAGAUGAAGAAGAUGAAGAAGAAGAAGAGGACAGGGAGGAGGUGACAGAGAUGACAGAAAUCUGCAGGAUUACUCAGAAUGGAAAUGGAAGUGGGCAACCCGAAAGCACACAUGUUCUUUUUAUGGAGAGACCCUCAGCUCCAGAGGUUUCUGAGACCGGUUCACCAGACAGGAGAGGCACAGGUGGGGAAGCAUUUGGAAAAGCAACCCUUAUGAAUGGGGUUAAAAAUGGAAAUGUGAAAACAUUGCCAGAGGAACCGGUGGAAAAGAACAGCUCACUGGAGAUCAGCUACUUGUAAAAUA
Molecule: messenger RNA, 1668 nt
Organism: Myxocyprinus asiaticus (Chinese sucker)
Lineage: Eukaryota; Metazoa; Chordata; Actinopteri; Cypriniformes; Catostomidae
Product: somatostatin receptor type 5-like
Exons: 2
Coding region: 255-1664 (469 amino acids)
Biological process (GO): neuropeptide signaling pathway
Cellular component (GO): neuron projection; membrane
Molecular function (GO): neuropeptide binding; somatostatin receptor activity
Source: RefSeq, a predicted model, not a curated record